Molecule: messenger RNA, 822 nt
Organism: Penicillium macrosclerotiorum
Lineage: Eukaryota; Fungi; Ascomycota; Eurotiomycetes; Eurotiales; Aspergillaceae
Gene: bud32
Product: serine/threonine protein kinase BUD32
Exons: 1
Coding region: 1-822 (273 amino acids)
Biological process (GO): protein phosphorylation
Cellular component (GO): cytosol; EKC/KEOPS complex; nucleus
Molecular function (GO): ATP binding; protein serine/threonine kinase activity
Source: RefSeq, a predicted model, not a curated record
AUGGCCGACGAAUACAAACCUCCGGCUCUCCCCUCUCCCUUCACCAACACCUGCCCACCCCCCACGCUUCUCGUCCAAGGCGCCGAGGCCCACCUCUACAAAACGACCUCUCUCGACCCCUCCAUCCCAGCAGCCCUCAAAGUCCGCCCCUCCAAACCGUACCGACACCCUAUUCUUGACCGCCGCCUCACUCGCCAGCGGAUCAUUCAGGAAGCACGAUGUAUGGUGAAACUAGUCCGCGAGGGCGUCAGCGUUCCCGCCGUGCUGGCACUGGACUGGGAAGGCCAGGGCGGCGCGGAGAGCGGGUGGGGAGGGGCAUGGCUGAUGAUGGAAUGGGUCGAGGGCCCGGUUGUGCGAGUCGUGCUUGAGAAAUGGGAAGCCUGGAUGAAGAAACACGCCUUGUCUCUGGAUCAGACGCAGCUGCAGGCGGAGGGAGACUUGGUGCGGGGCCUGCUGCGACGCAUCGGCGGGACCCUGGCGGGCCUGCACAAGGCCGGCGUGGUUCAUGGAGACUUGACCACCAGCAAUCUGAUGCUCCGCACGCCGGAGGACAGCACGACCGAGAGCGCGACGGGCGUGUCAAUGGCGGGCGAGGUGGUCAUCAUUGAUUUCGGGCUGGCGUCACAGAGCGCGCAGGAUGAGGACCGCGCGGUCGACCUAUACGUGCUGGAGCGGGCGAUGGGCAGCACGCAUCCGCGCUCGGAGCCCUUCUUCGAGGAGCUCCUACAGGGCUAUCGGGACGGCUACAAGGGUGCUGCGUCUACGCUGAAGAAACUCGAGGAGGUUCGACUGAGAGGCCGCAAGCGGAGUAUGAUUGGAUAG